AUGAGGCGCUAUGGGGAAAGUACCAUUUCUGUCAACACGCUGCGCACGCCCUAUACUGCUCCUGGCGAGAGUGAGAUUCUGGACCUGGAUGAUGAGUUGUACCUGGGGGGCUUGCCAGAAAAUAAGGCUGGCCUCGUCUUCCCCACCGAGGUGUGGACUGCUCUGCUCAAUUAUGGCUACGUGGGCUGCAUUAGAGAUUUGUUCAUUGAUGGCCAGAGCAAAGAUAUCCGGCAAAUGGCUGAAAUUCAAAGUACUGCUGGAGUGAAGCCCUCCUGCUCAAGGGAAACAGCAAAACCGUGCCUUAGCAACCCCUGCAAAAACAAUGGCAUGUGCAGGGAUGGGUGGAACAGAUAUGUCUGUGAUUGUUCCGGAACAGGCUAUCUUGGCAGGUCCUGCGAGAGAGGUAGGAUUCUAAAAACCAAGAAGCUGACUCCCCUGAGACGAAAAGUGUAUUAAAUGUUGACCUCAAACCUUAAACUGACCAUGGAAACGUAAUGUGUGCUCUGCAGAGGUAA
Molecule: messenger RNA, 515 nt
Organism: Panthera uncia (snow leopard)
Lineage: Eukaryota; Metazoa; Chordata; Mammalia; Carnivora; Felidae
Product: neurexin-1-like
Exons: 2
Coding region: 1-456 (151 amino acids)
Source: RefSeq, a predicted model, not a curated record